AGACCUCUGAUUGGCCGAAAGUAACAUGGGAGGGGUGCAUUUCUCAAGCUCACGCUCUGGAGAAACUUUUGUGUCCCGAAAGUGCAGAAGACAGCCUUAAUUUCCAGGAACAAAGACACAGUUCAGCGGACAGCACAGUCCAUCAGCUGCAGGAGAGACCUCAAACACCGCCAUCAUGUCCAGCAAGCGAGCGAAGGGAAAGACCACUAAGAAGAGGCCGCAGAGAGCCACUUCAAACGUGUUCGCCAUGUUUGACCAGUCACAGAUCCAGGAGUUCAAGGAGGCCUUCAACAUGAUCGACCAGAACCGAGACGGAUUCAUCGAUAAAGAGGACCUCCACGACAUGCUGGCCUCUUUGGGGAAGAACCCGUCUGAUGAUUAUCUGGAGGGGAUGAUGAGCGAAGCUCCGGGGCCCAUCAACUUCACCAUGUUCCUCACCAUGUUCGGAGAGCGGCUGAACGGAACCGACCCGGAGGACGUCAUCAGGAACGCUCUCGCCUGCUUCGACGAGGAAGGAUCCGGUUUCAUUCACGAAGACCACCUGCGAGAGCUUCUGACCACCAUGGGAGAUCGUUUCACAGAUGAAGAGGUGGACGAGCUCUUCAGAGAGGCUCCCAUCGACAAAAAGGGAAACUUCAACUACGGCGAAUUCACCCGGAUCCUCAAACACGGGGCCAAAGACAAAGACGACAUGUAGACGACCAGCGGGCAGCUGCACAGAGCGUUACAGACACAUCAAGAAAAACACGUCUCACGUCAGAAAUGUUUCUUAGUCUGCGAGUAUUUUUCUCUAAAUGCAUUCGAUACAACCAGAUCGCAUUGUAAAUAACGUUGUGCGUUUUCAUGGGGGGGCUACAGUAUGUCCGAGCAGGUUAAAGCAAAGCUAAAACGUCCGAGUUCAGAAUCUAUGCAACUCUUGAAAUAAAACUAGUACAUUGGAGCUGCCCAGAGGUUAUUUUUGAAUGUGUAUUUAAAAGGAUUAUUGAAAAGGAUAAAGGAUCUCCCCCUCACCGAGCAAAAACAUUGUAGUCGUUAUAAUGGAAGUAAAGCAUGACCGAUUGCAUUUUUCACACCCAUAAUUGAGACAGACUUUGGGAUUUGUUUGGUGGUACCGCUACUUGUGUUUUCCCAUUAAACCCUGUGAAUAUCUGGCUUAUAAAACGUGCAUUUACACGCGGCAGCUCUCAGGCAUGAAGUCAUCCAUCGUGAUGCAUUUUAUACUGAAUAAAGAUGGCCUUAAACUUCA
Molecule: messenger RNA, 1246 nt
Organism: Puntigrus tetrazona (Sumatra barb)
Lineage: Eukaryota; Metazoa; Chordata; Actinopteri; Cypriniformes; Cyprinidae
Gene: myl9b
Product: myosin, light chain 9b, regulatory
Exons: 4
Coding region: 176-697 (173 amino acids)
Biological process (GO): platelet aggregation; myofibril assembly
Cellular component (GO): stress fiber; myofibril; cytoplasm
Molecular function (GO): calcium ion binding
Source: RefSeq, a predicted model, not a curated record